Messenger RNA from Penicillium macrosclerotiorum, 444 nucleotides. RefSeq lists its product as uncharacterized. Bases 1 to 444 code for a protein of 147 amino acids. Lineage: Eukaryota; Fungi; Ascomycota; Eurotiomycetes; Eurotiales; Aspergillaceae. The record is from RefSeq and is a predicted model, not a curated record. The transcript has a single exon.
AUGAUACUGGAAAAAUUGGAGGCCCUCAAAAUUCCAUUAGGCCCUAGGGUUCCUCUUGAGUUCCUCCGUACGAUCGAGGAUUAUAUAUUUUCAUCGAGUACCCUCAAAGUGGUUCGGUGGCACCGUGUCGCACAUGUCAAGCUCACAUGGCUUUUGAUCGACUUGAAGAGGGACGUCCGCUUUCUAAUUGAUGCAAUACACGCGAAGAACAGCUGGUUCUUCCCUGCGCUCGUGAAUCCCAUUACAGCGUUUGCAAUGCACGAGAACCCGCACGCUCCAUAUUCAUUUUCUUGGGAUCCGGCCGUCGGUCCUUACCCAGAGGUUCAAAAAAUCCUGAAGAUUUGCUGCUGGGCCUGGGCCGAGUCCCCCGGAGCACUCAAAUAUCUGAACCCAAAAGUAAAGAACUUAACACGACAGCUACACAUUCCAGGCCAGUUCAACUAG